Messenger RNA from Microcebus murinus (gray mouse lemur), 2573 nucleotides. RefSeq names its product ladinin 1 (gene LAD1). The record is from RefSeq and is a predicted model, not a curated record. Gene Ontology annotation, molecular function: structural molecule activity. NCBI's taxonomy places the organism in Eukaryota, Metazoa, Chordata, Mammalia, Primates, Cheirogaleidae.
GGUCGGUCCCGCGCGGGCGGACAGGCCACCAGGCGCUGCGGCCGGGCGGGCCGGGCCGCGAUCAAUGCGGCUUUGUGGGGGACGCCCACACCCCAGAGGCCGCGCCCGGGCCGGCAAAUCGGAGCGCGGCGGCGCGGGCGUGAGACACGCGGCCAUGUGACCCUACCUGGGCGGGCGGGGGAGGGGCGCGCAGGUGAGGCGCGGCCGGCGGGGCGCCCAGCGACGCACGCGGCGGCCGCGGGCUCGGGCAGGCAGCAUGUCUGUCAGCAGGAAGGACUGGUCCGCGCUGUCCAGCCUGGCCCGGCAGUGGACCCUGGAGGAUGAGGAGGAGCAGGAGCGCGAGCGCAGGCGGCGGCACCGCAGCCUGAGUUCCACCACGGACGACGAGGCCCCCCGGCUCAGCCAGAACGGACACCGGCCGGCCGCCGCCAGACUGCCAAGCGUGGAGGAAGCGGAGGUGCCCAAGGCCCCGUCCCCGGCCCCUAGAGAUGAGGACGAGGACGUCCAGGCCAUCCUCAGGACGCGGCAGGAGCGGAGGCAGAGGCGCCAGGUGCUGGAGGCCACGCAGGCCCCCGCCCGCGAGAGGCUGGAGGCGGAGGACGGGCAGGCGACGCGGCAACCCCCGGCGCCCAAGAAAGAGCUGGAGCCCCCACCCCGCCGGAGGCUGAGCCGGGAGCAGCGGGGGCCCUGGGCCCUGGAGGAGGAGGGCGCAGGGAGCAGCGAGCCAACAGGCAAGAAGAAGGGGGCUCCAGAGAAGACCCCGGUCCCGGAGAAACCGUCUACACCGGAGAAGACAGCGCCCGAAAAGAGACUCGUCGCAGAGAAAACCUCCAUCUCCCAGACGGCGCCGGCCCCGGGGAAGACGUCCCCACCCCAGAAGACAGCGGGGCCAGAGGGAAGAGACGGCCCGGACAGGAAGCUGCUUCCAGAAAGAGCAGGCGUCUCCGAGAACACUCCGGCAUGGGUGUUGGAGAAGACAGGGGUGACGGAGAAGAGGUCCGCCUGGGAGAAGAAGUCAGCCGCAGAGAAGACAGGUGUCUGGGAGAGGCCGUCGCCCCCGGGGAAGGCGGCGGGCUCAGAAAGGAGGCUGGUGUCUGAGAAGGCGUCCAUCUUCGAGAAGUCACCGGCGUCGGAGAGGAGCCCGGCCGCAGACACCAAGCCGGCCCCAAAGAGGGCAGCGGCCGCGGAGCAGCCCCAGGCCCAGGAGCGGCCGGCCUCGGGGGGAGGCCCCGCCACCACGGAGGAGCAGAGGGAAGGGACCCCCGCUGGGAAGAGCCCGCCUGCCUUGGCAGAGCAGGGUGCGUCUCCGACCGUGGCUUCCCGCCUCCCACCGAUCACACUCCAGGUGAAGAUCCCCAGCAAGGAGGAAGACGCAGACACGCCCUCCCCCACCCAGCGCACCUACAGCAGCUCCCUCAAACGCUCCAGCUCCAGGACCAUCUCUUUUCGGAUGAGCUCCAAGAAAGACAGCCCAGAAACACCUUUGACCCGAAGCGCCAGCGUGAGGCUCCCGGCCAGCGCGGUGAAGCUGGGGGAGAAGCUGGAGCGAUACCACUCGGCCAUCCAGAGGUCGGAGUCCGUCAAGUGCCCGGGCCCCUCGCGCACUGAGUUCUUCGUGGCGCCCGUGGGCGUGGCCAGCAAGCGCCACCUGUUCGAGAAGGAGCUGGCAGGGCAGAGCCGAGCGGAGCCGGUCUCCAGCCGCAAGGAGAACUUGAAGCUCUCAGGGGUUGUGACAUCCAGGCUCAACCUGUGGAUCAGCAGGACCCAGGAGUCUGGGGAUCAGGACCCCCAGGAGGCACGGAGAGAGCCGGCAGCCACCAACAGGACUCCAUUGGGGAGGAAACCAGACUCGCCGCUGGAAGCCGAGGUGUGACAAGCCCCGCCGAGAGAGACCUGCACAUCUGCAUCUCGGGGCCUUCCCGGCCCUGCCUGCUGCAGCACCACCCUGCCUCUCCUCGCCCCUGCUCCCCUCCUGCCCCUGGACCUGCCUGGCUGGGGCCCCUGGGGCAGGAAUGUCCGUGAGACUCAGCCAGCUCCUUCCAGGCCCUGCCUCUAGGGACAGUGGUACCCUGGCACCCUGUCAGGGACAGUGGUACCCUGGCACCCUGUCCUGCUGCGGACGCUGGGACCAAGACCAGCCGGGGCCCAGCACUGGUGUGUGUCACCACGGUGGGGCCUCAGUGUCCUGUCCAGAGACGUCUCUCCUCCCUGCUCACUUCCAGGGUCAGGGCAGGGCAGCGGAAGAACUCCAGGGUCACCUGUCUCAUCUGCUGCCAGCAGGUGCCUGUGACGUCUCCCUCACUGAGCCCUUGGUCCCUGGGGCCCGCUCCCGGACCCUGAAGUGCUCUCGGGCUAGACUGCGAAGGUGCUGCCCUGCGCCUUGCGUGUGCCUCUGCCCGCCUUGCCCCCCGUCCCCGCCCUGGCCUGCUGCCCCGGCCAGGAGCUAAGUGCCUAUUUUGUGCAACCACGUACCUUUUCUGUGGAAAACCUGUUCUCAGGAAGGAUCUGAUCAACUCAUUCACUCUCAGGUGUAAGCGACUAAGGAUACUUAAAAAAUGAAACCCUUUCUGGAG